UUGUCUAACAUUAAAUUUUGAAGAACUUAUUUGGGAAGAUAAAUUAUCAUUAUUAGUCGAUAUUUCGAAGGAUUUAAUUAAAAUUCAUGAAGAAGGAUACAUUCACUGUGAUCUUCAUUCCGGUAAUAUUCUACAACAUAGAGAAGGAUCAUGGUUCGGUCCAUUAAAAUCUUAUAUAUCAGACUUUGGAUUAUCCAGGAAGAAUGAAGAAUACAAUUUAAAAAAUGGAUUUUAUGGGAUUAUGCCUUAUAUUGCACCUGAAGUUUUAGACG
Racocetra fulgida is the source of this 272-nucleotide messenger RNA. The record is from the annotation of a GenBank genome assembly. Lineage: Eukaryota; Fungi; Glomeromycota; Glomeromycetes; Diversisporales; Gigasporaceae.